Messenger RNA from Alnus glutinosa, 2029 nucleotides. RefSeq names its product transcription initiation factor TFIID subunit 6. NCBI's taxonomy places the organism in Eukaryota, Viridiplantae, Streptophyta, Magnoliopsida, Fagales, Betulaceae. Gene Ontology annotation, biological process: RNA polymerase II preinitiation complex assembly; transcription initiation at RNA polymerase II promoter. The transcript is spliced from 13 exons. The record is from RefSeq and is a predicted model, not a curated record. Gene Ontology annotation, cellular component: SLIK (SAGA-like) complex; SAGA complex; transcription factor TFIID complex. Bases 202 to 1863 code for a protein of 553 amino acids. Gene Ontology annotation, molecular function: protein heterodimerization activity; RNA polymerase II general transcription initiation factor activity; transcription coactivator activity.
CCUCCUAUAUAACUAUAUGAACCCUUGUAUUCGAAUGGCAUUCGGGUCGGGUUCGAAUCUCGUAGAACCAAGAUAAUCAGUACCAGUGAGCAAUUUCUCUCCCACUUUUAGUUUUAAACCUCUUCAACAGCUUCGACUCCUGAAUGGCAAUCUUUUGUGGAUAGUUCAGGUGCCUAUGAGAUAACACCGAGGAUUAAGAAAAUGAGCAUUGUGCCCAAGGAGACCAUUGAGGUCAUUGCUCAAAGCAUUGGGAUUAACAAUUUGUCUCCGGAUGUAGCGCUUGCCCUUGCUCCCGAUGUGGAAUAUCGAAUGCGUGAGAUCAUGCAGGAGGCCAUCAAAUGCAUGCUUCACUCUAAGAGAACGACAUUGACCGCAGAUGAUGUUGAUGGUGCACUCAACUUGAGAAAUGUUGAGCCAAUUUACGGCUUUGCCCCAGGGUGUCCUCUGCGAUUCAAAAGAGCUAUUGGACAUAGGGACUUGUUCUACAUUGAUGACAAGGAUGUGGAUCUUAAAGAUGUGAUUGAUGCUCCUUUACCAAAAGCACCUCUUGAUACUGCAGUUCUUUGUCACUGGCUAGCUAUUGAAGGUGUGCAACCUGCUAUUCCGGAAAAUGCUUCUGUAGAAGUGAUUGCUGCUCCUUCUGAUGGUAAAAAGCACGAACAAAAGGAUGAUGCACUUCCUGUUGAGAUUAAAUUACCGGUGAAGCACGUAUUGUCUAGGGAGCUUAAGCUUUACUUUGAUAAAAUUACUGACCUAACGACGAGUAGGUCUGAUUCGGUCCUUUUUAAACAAGCAUUGGUGAGUUUGGCUACAGACUCGGGACUUCAUCCAUUAGUUCCGUACUUCACAUACUUUAUAGCUGAUGAGGUAUCUCAUGGCUUAAGUGAUUAUUCUCUUCUCUUCGCUUUGAUGCGUGUUGUGCGGAGUCUCCUUCAAAAUCCUCAUGUUCAUAUAGAACCUUAUCUACACCAAUUGAUGCCUUCUGUGGUUACAUGCCUUGUUGCAAAAAGGUUGGGAAAUAGGUUUGCAGACAACCACUGGGAACUUAGAGACUUCACAGCAAACCUGGUUGCUUCAAUAUGCAAAAGGUUUGGGCAUGUUUAUAACAAUCUCCAGACACGUUUGACCAAAACUUUGCUCAAUGCAUUUUUGGAUCCAAAACGGGCAUUGACUCAACAGUAUGGUGCAAUUCAAGGGUUAGCAGCCUUAGGACCCAAUGUGGUUCGCAUGCUAAUACUGCCAAAUCUUGAGCCAUAUAUGCGACUUCUUGAACCAGAGAUGCUUCUUGAGAAGCAAAAGAAUGAGAUGAAGAGGCAUGAGGCUUGGCGUGUUUAUGGAGCCCUGCUGCAUGCAACAGGUCAAUGUAUAUAUGAUCGGCUCAAGAUGUUCUCACCUCAGCCAUCCCUGUCAGCACGUGCCGUAUGGAGGACCAAUGCAAGAGUUAUUACCACCCCACCAAAUAAACGCAAGGGGAGCAUGGAACACUUGGAAGAGCAGCCACUGCACAAGAAAAUAGCAACUGAUGGUCCAAUUCUUGCAGCGUCGACCAAUUCCUCAUCAUCUCACAUGGAAGAGACACCAUCUCCCAUGGAAGAGAAAGCUGUGGUUCCACCAGCUCCUUCGGUUGAUUCUAAUGCAGGCCCAUCAUCAUCAUCCUCUAGACAACCGCCUAAUGACAUAAAUUUGGAUGGCAGAGGUAGGAGAGACAAGCGUGAUAGUCAAGCUCUGAAUAGGUCAGCUGUCCUCUCCCAGAUAUGGAAAAAUGACUUGGAUUCUGGGCGUCUCCUGGUAUUGCUGUUUGAGCUGUUUGGUGAAGGCAUUUUAUCCUUCAUUCCAGCUCCUGAGAUGUCUAUGUUCUUAUGACCAUUUGUACAAAGAUCUGGGAGUUCUCGAUUAAUUACUCAUAUGUGUACAAAUUACACUUGCAGAUAGAAUUUUAGAGUUCUCGAGACCAAAUCUUUUGGUAAAUUUCUAUGAAGCUUUUAUGAACUUUUAAUAAUACUGUUGAUCAUGUGUUGAUUGUCUGGAA